AUGCCUUCUCUACUGUGGUCCUUGAUUCCAUGGGUCGACUCUGGUGCUGGCUGGCACAAACAUCGAGCUCCAUACACAGCAAACGCAACCUACCUACACACUUUCGAUGUCUGGGUACCCAAAGCCGCACAUAAUCACUCUAUCCCAGCACCUGAUUUCGUUCCUAGCGGUCAAGGGCCUUGGGUCGUCUAUAUCCAUGGUGGUGCAUGGCGUGACCCUCUAGUCGACUCUUCUUCCUUCGAAGCAGCAGCCCUCAAACUCUUGAGUGACAAAGAGUCUCACAUUUCGGGUAUUGCUUCAAUAAACUACCCGCUUUCAAGCCACCCUAACCAUCCUACUCAUCCUUCACCACCUCGGGAUCCUGAGCAACCUGUGGAUAAUGCUCGUACAGCUGAACACCCCGAUCAUAUCGUUGCUGUACUAUCUGCUAUUGCAUAUCUUCAGAACGAACUUGGCGUCGCUCACGAUUACGUCCUGUCAGGUCAUAGCUGUGGCGCAACGUUGACAUUCCAGACAGUAAUGAAUACGGAUCGAUGGGGGGUAGGAUCAAGGCCCAUUCCCAAAGUCAAGAAGCCCAGAGUCAUCGCCUCUCUGAAUGGGCUAUAUGACUUGGCCACUUUCAUCAACAAUCCACCAGAGUCCCACAAGAAACUCCAGCCUCUUUAUGUCGAGUUUACGAAAAAUUCAUUUGGAGAUGAUGAGACUGUUUGGAGAGAUAUCUGCCCAACUAUAGUUUCAGACUGGUCGGAAGAGUGGCCUGAAGGAAAGAUUGUCGUCAUUGCCCAGAGCAAAGAUGAUGGCCUUGUCCCGUAUUCUCAGACAGAGCUUAUUAAGGAGUAUUUGAAGAAGAAUUCCAAACUCGAGGUCAUUGAGAUACCAGCCAGUGGCGAUCAUAAUGAUCUUUGGAAAAAAGUAGACGAAAUCGUCGAGAUUAUGAAGAGGGCUAUUGCGUAUUGUAUCGAAGUUUGA
This is a messenger RNA of Fusarium venenatum, 969 nucleotides long. Its product is annotated as Alpha/Beta hydrolase protein. Lineage: Eukaryota; Fungi; Ascomycota; Sordariomycetes; Hypocreales; Nectriaceae. Gene Ontology annotation, molecular function: arylformamidase activity; lipase activity. The record is from RefSeq and is a predicted model, not a curated record.